AUGCGUCACUACAAAGAAGACCUGAACUACGAAUCCUUUAGUACCGAUGAUGCCAACAAUAAUUUUAGAGGGUUCACCUCCUCCAUCAACGGCAUGUUUGUCGAUCCAGAACAAGAACGAGUUGAUUGUUGUUCCGUUGCAUGCUGUGGAACUUUGCAAGCGGACCGGAAUCGAUACAUGGUAACUGGAGUCAAGCCUCCCAGUUGCUUUCGACGAUUUCUUCUGCAUAUUGUACUUCCGUGUUGGAUAUUUGGGCUUGCAACAUUUUGUGCUUUGAAUAUCAACGAGCAUUGGCUGAAUGAGAUCUUUAGCACUGGGUUCAUAUUUAUCCUAUUUUCAUACUUCAUACUUCAGUGUUUCAAAGGAAGUAUGAAGCGGAAACAAGUAAGAAAGGAGUUGCUUUGGAGCAAGCAUGAAUUGUUCACAACUGGGAUGUUUCGAAUGCGCCACUCUGAUGAGGAUUCAACAGUUGAAUCCAUUGACGAACAAAGACUUCACCGAAAAUCACCUGAAUAUUUCAUGGGGCAGUCAAUGUCUGAUAUCAACCAGGCUCAUGGUUUGUGUGGGUUUUAUAGAAAUGAUUUUCCGGACGGCAUGAAGUCCAUUGAAGGUGAUGACAUUCACUUUUGCCGAAAGAUCUUCAAAUGCUUUUCCAAUGCUUGCUGUGGAAUAGUACUUUGUCGGCAGCUUCAGCUCUGCGGGACGUGCGCCUUGGCUCAAGAAGGUCGAGAGCUUGAAACAAUUUUGCACCCCGGUUACCAUCGCAUUGACUACAUUUCCAUGCAGCCAAUGAUGGACUAUUAUCCAGCCAUUUACGACCACAGACAUGGAAAUGCCAACUACUCAAUUUGGGGUCGAUUGUCACAAUUUUCAAAAGAGUUAAUUCAAACAAGCUUUGUGGUCCUUCUCUGUCUUUUCGGAUGGAGUCUUCUUGCUGAUAAAGUGAAUCAUGAUUUCCGGCCAUGGAACUACGUGGUUUGUAUUGCCACUCUUGUUCAGGCGACAAUUUUGAUGACAAUCAUUUGCUGGAGAUCCACCGAAGACAUCUCUGUUGAUGCGCUGCUUAAAUAUGCGGCAUGUGGAUUCUGUCUCAGCACCACAAUGGCAAUCUUCUUUGAGCUCUUGAUCGGGUUGACAAUACGCGCGGUAAUGUCCAUGGUGUUUGAGCUCUCUGGAGUCACAAAAGUACAAAGCAAUAGUUACAGCAUGGGUGGAUUCUCGUCCAAUUUUGGAGCUGACAUCUUCUGGUCCUUGCAAGAAUCAUCAGGGAACUCAUACAGUGAUUACUUGCAAGUCUAUGGGAACGAUCAUCCAAUCAUGUACACGCUGUACCUUGCGUUCAAGUCAUACGUUCUGGCUGCAAUGGUCGAAGAAUUAUGCAAAUACUAUGGAUUCAAAAUGGUGGAACACCCAGACUUCAUGUCAAAGAAUGAGUUGGAAGAUGCUUUAAGAUAUAGCUACAAAGAAGAUUCAGACCAUCAAACACAAAAGCAGCAGGCAUCAUUCCCGAGGCAGGAUCGAGGACUGCGAUCCAAAGGCUCAACAAUCACAAUGGCGAUGAUUGCUGCAAGUUUAGGAUUCACAUGCUGUGAAAAUUUGGUCUACAUCUUUGUAUACGGAGACAUGACCUUGGGGAACCAGAUCUAUAUUCUCGUUCUCCGAUCACUUCUCCCGGUCCACCCCAUUGCAGCUGCUUUGCAAAGUGUCAAAGUGUGCGAACGCGAAUUGGAAGGAAAGAAAAUAGGACUCUCUGCAGUGAUUCUGCCAGGACUUAUUUUCCACGGAACCUACGAUUUUCUUCUCCUGUGGAUUGAUUUCUUGUCCAACCGAAACGGUAGCUAUACAGCAGGAGACGACGCCGAAGGGGUUGAAUUAAAUUGGUCAGAUUUCACUGCGUUGGGGUUCGGUUUUGCGACCAUUGUUGUUGGUUUCAUAUACUUUGUUCGUCAACGAAGGAAACAACUCGUGAGGCUGUCUAGAAUAGACUCCCGCCAUCAAUCUGGAAUCAUAUAG
Cylindrotheca closterium is the source of this 2013-nucleotide messenger RNA. Lineage: Eukaryota; Bacillariophyta; Bacillariophyceae; Bacillariales; Bacillariaceae. The record is from the annotation of a GenBank genome assembly.